Molecule: messenger RNA, 419 nt
Organism: Stegodyphus dumicola
Lineage: Eukaryota; Metazoa; Arthropoda; Arachnida; Araneae; Eresidae
Gene: mRpL53
Product: mitochondrial ribosomal protein L53
Cellular component (GO): mitochondrial large ribosomal subunit
Source: RefSeq, a predicted model, not a curated record
CUUGUUAAGCAUAUUUUGUUACAAACUUAUUAUAUAAUUUUUUUCAGAGAUUUCUUCUUUCAUGUAUCAUCACGAAAAAUAAGAAAAACAAGUGAAACUUGUUUAAUUAGAAGUGAUGUGGUGAAUGAUCGAUCUGAACCUACUAUCAGCAUUGAUCUUACUAAUGGAAUGAAUGUACUGUUUAAAUGUGCAAAUCUGACAGCUCUUGAGGUAGCACGAGAAUUUAAUCAAAUAAUUGAAAAAUAUGAUGUGAAAGAAGAAGAACCAACUUUUAAAUUGAAAGGUGCUGUAAGAGAUACUGGCAAAAGAAGAAAAAAGUAGUUUUGACUCUAUAAUUGUUAUUCUUUUCAGAAGCAAAUAUGAUGAAAGAAUCGUAUAAAGCUAAUAUCAACAUUUUCAAUAAAGUGUAUAAUCAGUUA